Messenger RNA from Ziziphus jujuba (common jujube), 3640 nucleotides. Its product is annotated as SUPPRESSOR OF ABI3-5. Gene Ontology annotation, cellular component: nucleus. Gene Ontology annotation, molecular function: RNA binding. The transcript is spliced from 16 exons. Lineage: Eukaryota; Viridiplantae; Streptophyta; Magnoliopsida; Rosales; Rhamnaceae. Gene Ontology annotation, biological process: mRNA splicing, via spliceosome. The record is from RefSeq and is a predicted model, not a curated record. Bases 298 to 3474 code for a protein of 1058 amino acids.
UUUUAGGAUCCAAAGUCAAGUCUUUUGAGGAGUCUCUCCAGUGGAUGAGAAAAAGAAAAACAAACAGAGCCCUAAUUCCCAAUCAACAAAACCCGGCGAAGACGACGAGGACGAAGAAGAUAAGCUCAGGAACAAAGCACGAACCAAGAAGAAGGCGAGCCGGCUUGGCUUUACCACAAAACGCCUAUCGGAUCGGAGCCUAUUGGAAAAAAGGAAAGGUUUUCCAACGUUUCAAUCUUCUGAAAGAUCAUCGGGAGCCUUGCAGGUGGUUAAUGCUGACGGGUUUUGCUUGCAAUAAUGGAUCCGGGUCGCUAUGGUCUUCAGCAAGGAUGGGAUAAUAACAGCGCUCUGGAGGGGUAUGGUGCUGUCCAUGAGCCAAAUUUUCGGGCUGGUGGUUCAUAUGAUGAAAGGAGGUUUUUAGAUGAAAGAUACUCGAGGGAUAAUGUCUACCCAAGAAAUGCCUUCCACCACGACAUUCUGGAUAGGGAUAACUACCCACCACCACCUCCUGUUGGUAUCUGGACGCAGUCAAGAAGGAGAAGCUAUGAAGAAGAAUUUCCAAUUGAUAGGGACUCUAGACGACUUGAGAAACAGUAUAUUAAUGCCUACCAUGAGAUGGAUACUUUUCAUGACCCUGAAAUUGAUACAUUUCAGGGCUUUGAUAAAUUUCGGGAUGGCUAUCGCAAUCUUGACAACUAUCGUGAUCAUGGAUUUGACAAGCCUGCUAGGUUUGGGGGACGCGAUCGUGAUGACUAUGCAUAUGAUGAUUAUGACUAUAGAUCCCGUGUUACCCAUCAAAAUAGGGAGGAUAGCCGUGAAAGGGAUUAUGACAGACAUAGUUAUGAUUCUGAUUAUGACAGAGGUAGCAGGAGAGAUGGUAGUUGGAGGCGGCGUGGAUCCCGUGAUCGAGACCGUGAUAAAAGAUGUUUGAGUAGAGAAAGAGAUCAGAGUCCAUAUAGGAGACAUGAACGGUCUCGAUCUCGUGGACGUGAGGAUCACCCUAGGUCAAGGUCCCCUCGAGGUAGAAGUCAUGGUCGUAGUCAUCGAGAGGACAGCUUUGAUGAUGGUCGACAUGAAAGGAGAAGGGACCGUGAAGAGAAACGCCAGCGUGAGCAUUAUUCUGUGGCCCCAUCUGCCACUGUUGUUGUGAAGGGACUCUCUCAAAAAACAACCGAGGAAGAUCUAUACCAGAUUCUUGCUGAAUGGGGACCUCUUCGUCAUGUUCGAGUAAUAAAAGAAAGAAAUUCUGGCAUGUCAAGAGGAUUUGCUUUUAUUGACUUCCCUUCUGUGGGAGCAGCACGAACUAUGAUGGAGAAACUUGGAGAUGAUGGUCUUGUUGUUGAUAGCAGGAAGCUUUUCUUUGAGUACAGUAGUAAGCCAACUGGGGGGGCAGGUGGAUCUUUUGGUCAAGAGGGUGCUCUGAAAUCAGGUCUUAACCAUAAAAGCAUCACAGUCCCGUCUGAUUGGAUGUGCACUAGUUGUGGCUAUGUUAAUUUUGCACGGCGGACAUCCUGCUUUCAGUGUAAUGAGGCACGGACAGAAGAUGCUCCCCCUGCGGAUAUUUCUAUGUCAAAUCCAUCAAAUUUGGGGAAAAAAGGAUUGGAAGCAGGUCCUACCCAUGUACUGGUGGUUCGUGGACUGGAUGAAAAUGCUGAUGAGGAAAUGCUUCGUUAUGAAUUUUCCAAGCAUGCUCCAAUUAAGGAUCUUCGUCUUGUGAGAGACAAAUUUACUCAUGUUUCUAGGGGGUUUGCAUUUGUACAUUUCCAUUCGGUGGAGGAUGCUACAAAGGCUUUGGAAGCUACAAAUGGAACAGCCCUAGAGAAGAAUGGGCAGAUUUUGAGAGUAGCAUAUGCAAAAAGCAUUCUUGGUCCAGGAUCAGGGACAUCAGGACACUCACAGUCAAGCAGCCUUGCAGCUGCUGCAAUUGAAGCAGCAACAUUUGCUCAACAGUAUGAUGCUGUUGGAUGGGCACCAAAAGAAUAUAAUCCAGAUGACAAACAAUCCACUGGAGGGCCAGAGCAAAGUGUUGCAGAGAGCGUCCAAAGAGAUGGUUUGGCUCCACAAUCGGGUUUCGUGUGGGAUGAAGCAUCUGGUUAUUACUAUGAUGCUUCUUCUGGAUUCUACUAUGAUGGAAAUACAGGUCUUUAUUAUGAUAGUAAUAGUGGAAUUUGGUAUUCUUAUGAUCAACAAACACAGCAGUACAUCCCUUGCACUGAUCAAAAUGACAAUAAAACGUCUACAUCUCAAACUGAGCUUUCCAAGGUGUCGGAUGGUUCUAACAAUAGAAAAGUAGUGAUCUCUGCACGAGCUACUACCUCAUCAUCCGUUGAGAAGGGGUCAUCUUUACCAGAUGCUGUACAGGCUGCUGCAACAGCAGCAAUAGCAGCAGAGAAAAAAGAGAAAGAAAAGUUAAAGGAGAUUAAGCUGGCAUCAAAGAGCAGCAUUCUGGCUAACAAGAAGAAAAUGAAUAAUGUCCUGUCGUUGUGGAAGCAAAGGAGUAAUGAAGGGCAAACAACCCGUGUGGCUUUAGAUGACAAUCAGCUAACCAUAUCAGCUGAAGAGAGACCUCUUUCUGUUGGCCAACCGGCCAAGAUUAAGACAAAAACCGAAGUGAUGACCGCAAAGGAAAACACUAUCUCCAGUUCGGGAAUUAAUACAGCAAUGAUGUCUGCCCAGAAUGUUGGUUUGGAGUCUCCGGUUAAGCCAAGGCCUGUGAGUAACAGUUUGGGUGGGACAGUGAUGGGGGUCAUAAGGGGCUCCGGAAGAGGUGUGGUGAAAUCAGAUGCUUCGUUUUCAGGAUCAGCAACUGGAGUUUCUGGCCUUUCAGGUUCUUUUGCUAGUGCUGCUGGUUUGUCUUCAUCGACAAAUGCAGAUAUACCCACAGUCAUGACGCCCUUCAGAACAGAUGCAUCUGCAUUGGGGUCUUAUGCAUCGCCUGUACCAGCUGGGAGUGGAAAGAGGAGGUUCUCUGAGUUGCCUCCAGCUCCAUCUUCUACUCACAAGGAACAACCUCAGACUGCCUACAGAGAUCGUGCAGCCGAAAGGAGGAGUUUGUAUGGCUCAUCACCUUUCAUAGGAGAUGACUUGUCUGACGGUUUUGGGGAUUCAAAUCGGGAUUUUGCACUAAAGAAGGGAUCUUUGGAUUCAAUGCCUUUUCCUCCUGGUGUUGGAGGAGGACGUGCUGUUGGAGAUGCCUCUGCUAAUAGCUAUGAGGUGAUUACAGCUGACAAAGCAAUUGAUGAGACCAAUGUGGGCAACCGAAUGCUCCGCAGCAUGGGCUGGCAGGAAGGCCUGGGAUUAGGGAAAGAUGGAAGUGGAAUGAUUGAACCAGUACAGGCACAAGCCAUGGAUAACAGAGCAGGACUUGGAAGCAAGCAGAAGAAGUUGGAUCCAAGCCUAGAGGUUCAGGCUGGGGAUAGCUACAAAACUCUCAUUCAAAAGAAGGCGCUUGCCAGGUUCCGGGAAAUGUCUUAGGUGCACCACUUAUGAAGGAUGAUUGGGUCGAUAUUUAGAGUUGGCUUUAGAAAAUUGAUAUCAAAAUUGUAGAUGCGUUUUUGGUGGGUCUCGAUGUAUCAUAACUGCUUUGAAAACUAGCCUUCAAGCACUCAAAAUUCCGAUUUAUAAAAUUUUAGUUUCUAUA